AUGAGAGCUCUAUUUGUGGCACUGCUGCUUAUUUACGCGUCAGGACGCGGGAAAGUCGCUGGCGCGAGUGGCGCGAAAGGAAACCGCUUCGUGUGUACGGCUGUGCCCGCAGGCACCGACCUCAGCUGCCCGGUGGAAACCACCAACCGCGUGCAGAGCACAAGCCCGCAGGAGGAAGAGUUGCGGAAUACGAUCAUCCAGCUCCGAGAGACCAUCCUGCAGCAGAAGGAAACUAUAGUCAGCCAGCAGGGCACCAUCAAAGAGCUCAACUCCAAACUCGCGCGCUGCGAGGCGGACGUCAGGUCCCGGGGCAGCGCGCGCAGGAAGGAUUACAGUAAAAACACGAUGGGCGAUCUGCCGCGGGACCCCACCGAGAGCGUGGAGCAGCUGGGGAAGACCAUGCAGAGCCUAAAAGACCGACUGGAGAGCCUGGAGCAGCAGCUGCGCACCAACACAUCUAAUGGAGCGUUCCCCAGUGAGCUGAGAGACCUGCUGAAGCGACGUCUGAGCGAUCUGGAGGGCCAGCUGCUGACCAGAGUCGCCGAACUGGAGGAAGAGAAAAGCCAACUAUACAACGAGACGACGGCGCACCGCCAGCGCACAGAAAACACCCUCAACUCCCUGCUGGAGAGGAUUACAGAGCUGGAGAAAAGUAACAGCGCGUUCAAGUCUCCAGAGGACUUUAAAGUUGCUCUGCCUCUACGCACCAACUACCUGUACGGACGCAUCAAGAAGAGUCUGCCGGAGAUGUACGCCUUCACCGUCUGCAUGUGGCUCAAGUCCAGCGCCAGUCCCGGAAUCGGGACCCCGUUCUCAUACGGUGUGCCCGGACAAGCCAAUGAGAUUGUGCUGAUCGAGUGGGGUAACAGUCCAAUGGAGCUCCUCGUCAAUGAUAAGGUGGCUCAGCUUCCUCUCUCGGUGAGUGACGGCCGCUGGCAUCACAUCUGCAUCACCUGGACCACCAGAGACGGCUUCUGGGAGGCUUAUCAGGACGGAGAGCGGCUGGGCACCGGAGAAAACCUGGCCCCCUGGCACCCAAUUAAACCUGGAGGAGUCAUUAUCCUGGGCCAAGAGCAGGACAUCGUAGGCGGCAGAUUUGAUGCCACUCAAGCUUUCGUAGGAGAGUUAAGCCACUUCAACAUGUGGGACCGAGUCCUGCGUCCCGUAGACAUCUCCGCUAUGGCCAACUGCUCCGCCUACAUGCCUGGCAACGUGGUGCCGUGGGUCGAUGCCAACGUCGAGGUGUUCGGCGGCGCCACAAAAGCAGCGCUGGAGAUUUGCGAAGACCGGCUCUUUGAUUCCUAAAAGACACGUUUUGAAGAGCACGCUUUAUUUGAGGUAACCCACGUCCUGGUGUUUGAUCCGGGAAAACCAAAAGAAACACGUUUACAUGAUUUCUCUCCCUCACACACACACACACACACACACAAUGGAUUAUUUUGAUCUUCUAACGUUAGUUUGCAGACUUCAGCCUGAGUGGUAACUAAAACGACUGCGAUUCAUUCGUGAAGUAAAGGAAUGAAGUCAGAGUGACUCCGUCUGACGCCAAACUUUACUUUUUGAUGUUAUAUAUGCUUGUC
Molecule: messenger RNA, 1580 nt
Organism: Danio aesculapii
Lineage: Eukaryota; Metazoa; Chordata; Actinopteri; Cypriniformes; Danionidae
Gene: nptx2a
Product: neuronal pentraxin 2a
Exons: 5
Coding region: 1-1305 (434 amino acids)
Source: RefSeq, a predicted model, not a curated record